AAUGUUUUUUUUUUUUUUUUUUUUCUGAUUUGUGAUUCACAAUGGCAAUUAGAUUCGAAGCCUCGUUUCCUCCGGGUUGUAUUCAUUAAAUCGUAUGCCACAAACUUGUGUGGGUAAAAGAAUCUGUAUACAUGAUUUUUGCGUCAUUCAUAUGAUUAUCCAUAUGUCAACCACACAGAUAGCAAUGUGUCAUCCACAAACAUUACAUUGUAUAGAGAUAUCCAAUUCAAUUUCUGAUAUGCAUCAUGUUUCUCAAUGAACUUUUUUACUGUUGUGGUAUCACUUGAUGCAUGUAUGUCAUAUAUUUCGAUUUACUUGUGCCUGCAUUUGAUUUCAAACAGUGUGUUUUCUGCAAUUUAAAAUGAGCAUAAUUAGAAUAUCUUUUCUAACCCUAAUUCUGAAUGCCUGGAAUUGUUGCAACUCCAAUGAGGAUUAAAUUGCUGCCUGUUGUUUGUGCACUUGAAUGGUAAGUGGCACGGCACACAUCCUAAUAAAUUUAGACUAAAGUGGCAACAAUUGCAUCUUUGUCAUGUCCGGGUUCGGUUUCUGCACACAAAUGCCUCCUGAUUGCCAUGACCUGCCGUCUCGUUCUGCUACUUCAACUUGAUGUUGGAUUCUCCUUUUAUUUAUUUUUUUUCUUUGAAGUUAUUUGAUUCCUGAUUGAAUUGAUGAUGACUAUCAUAACAUCAACGUAGCUUCUAACGAUUCUAUUUUCAGAGAAGUAUUUUUUUUUCCAAACUCAUAAUUAUCUUAUUCUCACUUGUAUAUUUUUAGCACUUGAGAUAUUUAAUCUCUGAUAUUUUUUUUUUAUUUAUUCUCAUAUAUAUUUAGAUUUUAAUUUUGGAAAUAUUUAGAUUCAUUGAUUGAGAAAUGCCAUUUAAUUUGCCUUCCGAUUCAACCAUUUUCGUAAUUUCAUUGUAAGUAAUCAUUUAUCCAUAUUUCUUGUAUAGCGAGCCAGUGGUAGAUGAAUUAUGUGUGAGUUGUUACCAAAUUCAUUUUUUCCCCUUCAACGGAGAAAUAUUAAUUCUUCUACAAAAGAUUUUUGUUUUUUAUAAUGAAGGGUGCUUCCACAAAACAAUAAUAAUAUUAUUCACUUAUUUAGGAUAAUUGAGUUGUUGAAAUAUAAAAAAGGAAAAGUUAGGUUGUUUCCGUUCUUUAUUUUUCUAACAAAAAUAUUUCUCAAUUCCUUAUAGAAAUAAUUACGUUUCCAACAAAGAGACGUAAAAAUAUAGCAAAUCUAAAAGAGAAUUUUAGAGACGAGAAAUCCACGUGCGAAGUUCGUCUAAUGUUUGGAUUCUUUUGAACGGUUUAUAGGCAUGUCAGUUAAUGCUUCUAAAUCCUAAUCCCAUUACGUCUCUCUUUUCUUUGAUUCCUUUAUGUAUGUAUUCCUUCUCCUCCCCUUUGCCAUACGACCCUUCCCACGGCUCGCCGGGCGGCGGAGGAGGAGAAAAGGCGUCUACCUGGACACUUCUCCGGUCCCUCGAGUGCAUGUCGCUCUCCGUUGACAUGUUGGACGGAGAGGAGGUUGCCCUCGUCCCCAACUCCUUGAAGCCGCCAGGCGCCGGAGACGACGCGGCUGGUGGUGGUAGUGGUCUGCCGGCGACGCAGAUCACAUCGAAUAGUAGAGUGAAUGAGUUGCUGGAGUGCCCCGUUUGCACCAACACGAUGUACCCUCCGAUCCAUCAGUGCCGCAAUGGACAUACUCUUUGUUCAUCCUGCAAGCCAAGGGUUCAGGACCAAUGCCCUACUUGUAGACAAGAGCUUGGAGACAUUAGGUGUUUAGCUUUAGAGAAGGUAGCCGAAUUUUUUGAGCUUCCUUGCAAGUACCUUUCGAUGGGGUGUCCAGAAAUCUUCCCGUACUACAACAAGCUUAAACACGAAGCACAGUGCAACUUCAGACCAUACAACUGCCCGUAUGCUGGUUGGGAGUGCUUUGUGGAGGGGAAUAUUCCUUUCCUUGUUGCACAUUUAAGGGAUGAUCACAAGGUGGACACGCAUACUGGGUGCACAUUCAACCAUAGAUAUGUGAAGCCGAAUCCGCGAGAGGUGGAAAAUGCUACCUGGAUGUUAACAAUAUUCCACUGUUUCGAGCAGCACUUUUGUAUGCACUUCGAGGAAUUUCAGCUUGGGAUGGCUCCGGUUUACAUAGUAUUUCUCCAAUUCAUGGGCGACGAAAAUGAAGCACAUAACUAUAGAUACAGACUCGAGGUUGGUUCGAAUGGCAGGAAGCUCACAUGGGAAGGUAUCCCCCGUAGCAUCCGUGACAGCCACCAAGAAGUUCGGGAUAGCCAUGAUGGCCUGAUAAUCUCGAGGAACAUGGCAAUCUUCUUCUCCGGGAAUAAGAAGGAUCUAAAGCUGCGAGUGACGGGCCGCAUAUGGAAGGAAGAGCGGCAUUCUGAUACUGGACUGUCUUCAGUAACUCUCUGACUGUUUCACUGAGACUUGUUGCUCUUGGGUCUGUGAUUAGAUCAACUCUUUGCUGUUGGUUACUGCUUGUGUGAUAUUACUGAUCAACAAGCAGUUCUAUCAGCUCUUUUUUUUCUUAGCCUUCUUUAUAGUGUUUAUUACAUCACAUACUUAAUGUAGCAUAUAUAUUAUCCAAUUAAAAUAGAUUU
Molecule: messenger RNA, 2615 nt
Organism: Musa acuminata AAA Group (dessert banana)
Lineage: Eukaryota; Viridiplantae; Streptophyta; Magnoliopsida; Zingiberales; Musaceae
Product: E3 ubiquitin-protein ligase SINAT5-like
Exons: 3
Coding region: 1327-2427 (366 amino acids)
Biological process (GO): ubiquitin-dependent protein catabolic process; multicellular organism development
Cellular component (GO): cytoplasm
Molecular function (GO): ubiquitin protein ligase activity; protein binding; zinc ion binding
Source: RefSeq, a predicted model, not a curated record